UUGCUCAACUCUAACUACUUUUACAAUUGGUUUAGUCGUCGAAAGGAUUUCAUAUUUGUACACUUUCUCAAAUAUAUAAGCCAGUAUGUCUGAGCGCAAAGUCUUAAACAAAUACUACCCACCGGAUUUUGAUCCAUCAAAGAUUCCACGCAUGAAAUUGCCCAAAAAUCGGCAAUACACAGUUCGACUCAUGGCUCCCUUUAACAUGCGAUGUAAGACUUGCGGUGAGUACAUUUACAAGGGCAAGAAAUUCAACGCCCGCAAGGAAGAUGUUGAAAACGAAACGUACCUGGGAAUACGCAUUUAUAGAUUCUACAUAAAAUGCACACGCUGCCUUCAAGAAAUCUCGUUUAAAACCGAUCCCCAGAAUACUGACUAUGAGAUUGAGGCAGGCGCCACGCGCAAUUUUAUGGCGCUCAAAUUAGCUGAGGAGCAGGCACGUCGUGAAGAGCAAGAGGCACGUGAGGAGGAGGCAAGCAAUCCCAUGAAAUUGCUGGAAAAUCGAACACAGCAGUCACGCAAUGAAAUUGAAAUGCUUGAGAGUCUAGAGGAACUGCGUGACCUAAAUAGACGCCAACAGACCGUGGACUACACAUCUAUGCUUCAGCAGUAUAAUCCUGCCGAAACCGAACGUGAAAGGCAAGAGCGCGAGCAGCGCGAGGAUGAGGCCUUUAUAAAAUCAGUAAUCUUUAAGUCGGGAAGUGGGGCGCGCAUUGUGGCGGAGGAAAUCAUUGAAGAAGUAAAAGACAAGCCCCCAGCAGCUAAGCUGAUUAAGUCUUCGAGUUCCAUCGGUUUUCCUGCAUUAGCUGCAUCCGAUUCGUUGGUAAAACGGAAAACACCUUUGGUUCUUGUAAAACCGAAGUCAGCAUUAAGGACACCAUCGAUAUCUGCCUCUAUACCACCAGCUAUAAAUGAAUCAACACCACCAACGUCGAAAGUACCGGUCGGCCUAGCUUUAAUAGCGGAUUACAGCAAUAGUUCGGAAGAGUCCGACUAAUUUUAAGAAAAUUUUAUAAUGUACAUAUUCGCUUGCUGCUGUAAAAUUGAUAAAUCAACAUUUCUCAUGGUA
Molecule: messenger RNA, 1069 nt
Organism: Scaptodrosophila lebanonensis
Lineage: Eukaryota; Metazoa; Arthropoda; Insecta; Diptera; Drosophilidae
Product: splicing factor YJU2
Exons: 2
Coding region: 86-997 (303 amino acids)
Biological process (GO): mRNA splicing, via spliceosome
Cellular component (GO): U2-type catalytic step 1 spliceosome
Source: RefSeq, a predicted model, not a curated record